AUUCGCCGCCGCCCAGCUCACCCAGCCACCAUGCCCAUCGUCCUCCUCCUCCUCCAGUCCGCCGCCAUGUUCGCAGCCAGCUUCCUCGUCGGCAUCCUCCCCCUCUCCUUCAAGUCCGCAACCUCAGGCAGGACCCUCAAGGCCAUAUCCGUCACGGGGAUGGGCCUCCUGGUGGGGGCGGCCCUCACAAUCAUCAUACCAGAGGGAGUGGCCACAUUAUACUCUGCCAUGCCCCAAGACGGAAAGGAUCACGAUGAAAAGGCUAUCCAUGCUAUCGGUCUCGGUCUCCUGUCCGGCUUCUCGUUAAUGCUGCUCAUCGAGUCUCUCAUUCCGCAUGAAUCUCACCAAAGCCAACCGUCUUCUAGCUACGCUUCUCCUUCUCCACCAGGCUCCCCCUUAUCUAUAGAGUCCUCUUCACGUCCGCCCCCUCAGCAUAUCAACUCAAAUACCCCUAUCGUCUCCAAACCGAAACGCAUGUCGGUCGACGAUUCUGAAAGUGAAGCUGCCACUCGAAUGAGCACCAUCCAUGGCCUAAAUGCUACGCUUGGACUGGUCAUCCAUGGCGCAGCAGACGGCAUUGCUCUAGGUGCAAGCAGUCUAGCAAGUGGGAGUAGGAGCUUGAGCCUGAUUAUUUUCCUUGCUGUACUUGUCCACAAAGGCCCUACCGCCCUAGGAUUGACCACCACUCUUCUUUCCCUUGGCCUUCCGAUAUCGAGCAUUCGCCAGCGACUCAUCAUCUUCUCAUUUGCCGCCCCUGUCGGCGCCAUCCUCACUUUCAUUCUAGUCAGCGCUUUUGGGACCUCUAAAGUAGGAGGUGCAAAUGCUGGUGGUGAUGCGUUGGGCUGGUGGACCGGUGUAGCUCUUCUUUUCUCCGGCGGCUCUUUUCUCUACGUUGCCACAGUCAUCCAACCACUCUCCUCGCACACUGAUGCCCAUUCCCAUCCUCAGCAGUCUCAUCACCUCGAAAGCGGACACGGUCCCGAAGAUCAUGCAGAUCCCCAAGAUCGACCGCUUGGCACGUAUCAACGGACAGCAUUGUUGGUAUUUGGUAUGGGACUGCCAGUUAUAUUAAGCUGGCUCGUAGGCGAUGCCCAUUAAAAGGAUGUGUAUUUUGGUUUGAAUGGAACGGCGUUCAAGGGCAAUCCGCGACGUUUUCUCAGUUAUAUGUUUAUCUAUAGAUGUAAGUAAUAACUGUAGACCCUAGUGAUGAUACCCAUUUUCCACCCAAGGAGUCACACCCAUGGUCAGUACACAUUGUAAUACUCUACGAGCAUUUACAUCUGGGUUUGUUCUAAAACAUAACGCUGAAUUCAUGAAUACGGGGGAAAAUUACCGUACGAUGGACUCAAAACCCCCCCACUCGCUUGGACGUAAUCUUCACGAUUCGUCACAUAACUAUGAAUCCCGGAAAAUGAACCUGAUAUGAUACAGCAAAUAUAUAAAUCUAACGCGAGAGAAACAGAAAAAAAAAAUCCAGCCAACGAGUCAAAUGAAUAACCUAUA
This is a messenger RNA of Cryptococcus deneoformans JEC21, 1503 nucleotides long. RefSeq lists its product as hypothetical. The record is from RefSeq and is a predicted model, not a curated record. Bases 31 to 1098 code for a protein of 355 amino acids. Gene Ontology annotation, biological process: zinc ion transport; transmembrane transport. Lineage: Eukaryota; Fungi; Basidiomycota; Tremellomycetes; Tremellales; Cryptococcaceae. Gene Ontology annotation, cellular component: membrane. Gene Ontology annotation, molecular function: metal ion transmembrane transporter activity. The transcript has 6 exons.